CCUCAACCUCCGUCCUCGCUGCGCGCAUUCCGCCACAUGAACCAUUUUCUAGCCAAUUACGCGCAAUGUGGAAGGCUUCACUCGACUACAAGAGGCAGACUUGUGACUUGGUGGGAUUCUUCUCAGGUACGUGUCCUCCGCGCUCACCUGGAUCCACCGGAAACAUGCAGAGGAAACAGAAUUUGGGCUUUUCUCGCGUCCUUUCAUGAUACCGAGCCUGCCGUUGGUUUCCCGUGAUGGGGAGAAGCGCGCGGAGCUGCGGUGCCGUGAUCCUCCUGGCCGUCGUUUGCUCCUGUCGUGCAGCCACGCUGGAGUCGGUCCACUGGAGCAGCUCCAAUGCAAAAUUUGCUCCUGGCCAGGGGCAGGUCCUCUACCCUCAGAUAGGGGACAAGAUGGACAUUGUGUGUCCCAAGACUGAUGCCUCAUCCAGCAGGACAGAGGAGUUCUACAAAGUCUACCUGGUGUCCAAAAGUAAGAUGGAGAGCUGCGGCGUGGACAAGAUGGACACGCCCCUGCUGAACUGUGAUAAACCUGACCAGGAUGUAAAGUUCACCUUCAAGUUUCAGGAGUUCAGCCCCAACCUGUGGGGCCUAGAGUUCCUCAAAGGGAGGGACUAUUACAUCACGUCCACUUCUACCGGCUCUCUGAAGGGGCUGGAUAACACCAGUGGAGGGGUUUGCAGGACCAAAUCCAUGAAGCUGGUGCUGAGAGUCGGCCAAAACUCUUCUGAUCCACUUUCAACACUUAAGGAGUCUCCUACCAGAUUCCCACACACACCACCCAAGUCUAAGUCCAAGGACUCAUCCAUGAAAGAAAAGAAUAUCAAAAACGCGGGCUCAGGAGCUGGACUAACAAAACCUGAUGACAGCUCUGAUUCGGGACUCUUCGUGUGGGUCAUCUCCAGCUGCGUGAUUGUCGUUUUGGUCAUCAUAACUCUCCUGGUAGUGCUGUGGAGGUGCCAUCAGCGCCGCAGCGUGCCUGAACUGCAGCAGCAGCAGCAGCAGCAGCCCACCGCCGUGUCUCUUAACACUUUGGCUGUGCCGAAGCGAGACAGCAUCAGCAGUGACAACAUUGGCUCAGACCGCAGCGAUGCUGUCUUCCCACUACGGUCUUCUGAAAGCAUGAUCUGCCAUCACUAUGAGCGUGUGAGUGGUGAAUACGGGGCUCCUGUGUAUAUAGUUCAGGAGAUAAUGCCUCAGAGUCCUACCAACAUCUACUACAAAGUCUAAUAUUUGCUCCUCGGAUCGCACUUACUUUUCCUAAAACGAUUGCUGUUGCAUACGAGACACACCUUCCACGGCUUUGUCUGUACAGUGUGAAGUGUUUUGGCAGUUAACGUGUGAGAGGGUUUUCACAACUAUCUAAGAUGUGUGACUACAGGUUUUGCUAAGUUUAUUUAUGAGAAACGACUCUUUUUCAGUCACCUUAUGCCAGCUACUAAUAUUCAGAUGUGUGGAUUUAAUUUAAACUAACUCAUGGUGGAAGAUGAAAUUCAUCCAAAUAUUUAUUGAUUUGUCCGCCGCUGUUCGGUGUAAACUUGUCUGAACUGCCGUGAAGUGAAAUGAAAUGAAAUGAUUCUGUGACUUUUGUUGAAAUAAAACGGGGAUCCAAA
Nothobranchius furzeri (turquoise killifish) is the source of this 1612-nucleotide messenger RNA. Its product is annotated as ephrin-B2a. The record is from RefSeq and is a predicted model, not a curated record. Lineage: Eukaryota; Metazoa; Chordata; Actinopteri; Cyprinodontiformes; Nothobranchiidae. Gene Ontology annotation, molecular function: ephrin receptor binding. Gene Ontology annotation, cellular component: plasma membrane. Gene Ontology annotation, biological process: axon guidance; blood vessel morphogenesis; ephrin receptor signaling pathway.